Molecule: messenger RNA, 848 nt
Organism: Orbicella faveolata
Lineage: Eukaryota; Metazoa; Cnidaria; Anthozoa; Scleractinia; Merulinidae
Product: fibroblast growth factor receptor homolog 1-like
Biological process (GO): multicellular organism development; cell surface receptor protein tyrosine kinase signaling pathway; protein phosphorylation
Cellular component (GO): signaling receptor complex; plasma membrane
Molecular function (GO): ATP binding; transmembrane receptor protein tyrosine kinase activity
Source: RefSeq, a predicted model, not a curated record
ACAAAUACAUACAACAUCAAUAAAAAGCGGAUGAAAUCCAAACAAGAAUCUACCCAGCUUCAAAUUGAGAAUCACGAGGAUACAAUAAAACGGUUGAGAAACAGCCAACCCACUGUAAGUGAUAAUGCUGAAGAUGGCUCGCGCUGUGUCACGAACGAAGAUGAAGUCAUCGAUAACGAGACUUACUUACAGGAUAUGGCAGUUGACAGAAACUGGGAAAUUUCUCGAGACAGGCUGACAAUAUCAAAUGAGAAACUUGGUGGAGGAGAGUUUGGAAUUGUAAAUAAAGGAGUAUAUCUAAGGACUGAUGGGAAUGAACUCCCAGUUGCGGUAAAAAGCCUUAAAGAUAACAUUGACCAACUGCAGCGAAUGGCGCUAAUAAGAGAGCUAGAGACACUCAUUCAGGUCGGCCGCCAUCCAAACAUCGUGAGCUUGGUGGGAGCAUGUACCUUUGAAGAACCCUUGUACGUCAUCAUUGAGUUCGUUCCUGGUGGAAGUCUUGAUAACUUGCUCCGGAGUAGUCGCGUUAAGAAAAAGAAUGACGAUCCACCUUACACCAACGUAUGGUCAAAAAUGACGGAGAGGGAGCUGUUAAGGAUUGCUUCGGACAUUGCCAGUGGCAUGAGACAUUUGGAGAGUAAACAGGUAUUAUACUUAAUAACAUAUAGAAAAAGCCAAGCCUAUAAGCGGAGCUCUCACAAAUACUAUGGCAAAAAUAAAAUCACACAUAAUGGAUGAUGGAGUCAUGAUGCGCCUUGCAAUGCUGACAUCCGAUUCUCAUACCAACUGUUUAGCCCACACUUUAAACAUUAUCAACGAGUGUAAAUAAACUAGGACAUUCUUAUCGU